AUGUAUUUAAAGAACCAAUCAAGUGCUCACAAACGGAAUAAGGGUGAAAUUUUUUGUGGUGAUAAAAACCCGCAACAAGUUUAUUCUAUACCUAAACUUAAACCUUACCUAUAUAUGACUUCUAUAAUUUUCGAUACCAGAGAAGAUAAUGGUUCUAGAAAAGUUGAAAUAUAUGAAGCUAUCGAGGAGAGAGAGAGAAAAAAAAACCUCACUUUCCAAUUUAACAUUCAAAACGAAGUUGGAAAUGAAACGAUGGAACUUUCGAGAAAAAAAGUUGAAAUAUAUGAAGCUAUCGGGAAGAGAGAGAGAGAAAAAAAUCCUUUCCGAUUUAAAAUUCAAAACGAAGUUGGAGAAAAAAAGUUGAAAUAUAUGAAGCUAUCGAGGAGAGAGAGGAAAAAAAAAAAACCUUUUGAACCAGAAGAUAAUGGUUCCAGAAAAGAGGAUGGAUGA
This is a messenger RNA of Funneliformis mosseae, 450 nucleotides long. The record is from the annotation of a GenBank genome assembly. NCBI's taxonomy places the organism in Eukaryota, Fungi, Glomeromycota, Glomeromycetes, Glomerales, Glomeraceae.